GGGCAGCAGUGCGGGAGUGUCCGCUCUGCAGCUACUUCCUGACGGCAGCGCGUGCGUUGUGUGUCCGCAGUGCUGCUGGCGGUAAAUGAGCAGAGAUUCCGGGCCGGGUGUUUGUUUGGUGUUUAUUUGAGUUUAUUCUGAAUUAAACCGGUUUAUUUUACUCAUCUCUCCGCUUCAGUUCGGCAGCAGCAUGGUGAAGCUCUCGGCUGAGCUGAUAGAACAGGCGGCUCAGUACACCAACCCCGUCCGGGACCGAGAACUGGACCUGAGAGGUUACAAAAUCCCAGUGCUGGAGAAUCUCGGUGCCACUCUGGACCAGUUUGACACCAUUGACUUCUCUGAUAAUGAGAUCAGAAAGCUUGAUGGGUUUCCACUGCUCAAGAGGCUGAAGACCGUGCUGAUGAACAACAACCGCAUCUGCCGGGUUGGGGAAAACCUAGAGCAGUCUUUACCGAAUUUAAAGGAGCUGGUCCUCACAAGUAAUAACAUUCAGGAACUGGGUGAUCUGGAUCCUCUUGCAUCAGUGAAGACAUUAACUCUACUCAGCCUUUUAAGGAACCCAGUGACCAAUAAGAAGCAUUACAGACUGUAUGUCAUCAACAAACUUCCACAAAUCCGCGUUCUGGAUUUCCAGAAGGUGAAAUUAAAGGAACGCCAGGAGGCUGAGACAAUGUUCAAAGGCAAACGAGGUGCUCAGCUUGCAAAGGAUAUUGCCAAGCGCACGAAAACGUUCACUCCUGGUGCUGGAAUACAGGCUGACCGGAAGAAGACUGGACCUUCUGCGGCGGAUGUGGAAGCUAUUAAGAAUGCCAUCGCAAACGCCACAUCACUGGCUGAGGUGGAGAGGUUAAAGGGAUUGCUCCAGGCUGGUCAGAUCCCCGGCAGAGAAAACAGACAAGGUGCACAGAGCAUGGUGGAAGAGGAGGAAGAGGAGAGUGAAGGGGGGAUGCAGGAGUCGAUGUACGAGGCUGAGCGUGGAGAUGGAAUGGAGGGAGAUGAGGAGCAGGGCGAGAAUCAGGAAGGAGAGAUGGAGAUGGAAGAAGAUAUGCAUGUUAAUGGAUCGUAGUUGAUUUAGUGUGGAUGACUGAUCAGAGUCAGCGGCCCUGUUGAGUUAGUAAAGUCUAGUUUUGAGUCAGGAGGCUGGAGUGUUUAUGUAUGAUGGGUAUUUCUUUUAUUUGGCCAUCUUUUUUGUAAAUUAAGCACAUUAAAGAUUUUUUUUUAUAAAA
Molecule: messenger RNA, 1226 nt
Organism: Astyanax mexicanus (Mexican tetra)
Lineage: Eukaryota; Metazoa; Chordata; Actinopteri; Characiformes; Acestrorhamphidae
Gene: snrpa1
Product: small nuclear ribonucleoprotein polypeptide A'
Exons: 9
Coding region: 191-1066 (291 amino acids)
Biological process (GO): mRNA splicing, via spliceosome
Cellular component (GO): U2 snRNP
Molecular function (GO): protein binding; U2 snRNA binding
Source: RefSeq, a predicted model, not a curated record